CUAUUCUACAGUGAGAAACUAUAACAUUGCCAGGUUUACAAACAGCCGACUUGUUUCGGACAUGGAUAUAUGAUCGUAAAUUUGACAAACGGAUAAAGCGUUAGCUUUGCGGAUAUAACGUUGGACCAAUGAGUUUGUAACAAUCUGGAACGUAAGAAUACUUUCCCUCAGAAGGGAACUGGACUGCCUUAAUGCAACUUUUUUGGAAAGAGACCAAGAGCAUCUUUUCGGAGCACAACAAGAAAACCAAUAACGGUGACACCACGCUUUUUCCGGGAACUGUAGGUUUCUCGGUCUCUCUCGGCCCCGUUGGGGAGAUGUACCAAGGGUUUCCAGGUGACCUUGAUACCGGUUCCCCUGGAAGUUCGUCUCCAUCUAUUGAGUCUCAGUACCUUUCAUCAGUGGACUCCUUCGGGAGCCCGCCGACCACCAGUGCCCCACAGGAUUGCGUGUCCACUGGAGGCGGUGUUGGGGGAGUGGGCAGUGGGCCCGGGGGCAGCAUUGGAGGAGUGGAGAUGCCUGGCUCCUUUGUGCCCACAGUCACAGCCAUCACCACCAGCCAGGACCUGCAGUGGAUGGUGCAGCCAACGCUCAUCUCUUCCCAGGCCUCUGGGCAGAGUGGUACAGGGACCUCCACCAUGACCCAGCCUGGGUCCCUGGUCGACCCCUAUGACCUGCCUGGAACCAGCUACUCGGUUGGGUCUGGGUUCACUCCCCCUAGGUGCGUCACCCCGGGGUCAGCCCCGGGCCCCGUACGCCAGUCUAGGACCCGCAGCCGGCGCACAAGGGAAGAGUCUGUGAGUGACGAUGGAGAUGUUGGUGUGUUUCUGACACCUGAGGAGGAAGAGAAGAGGCGUGUCCGCCGUGAGAGGAACAAGCUAGCUGCUGCCAAGUGUCGGAACCGACGGCGUGAACUCACCGACAGACUGCAGUCGGAGACCGACAUUCUCGAAGAGGAGAAAGCAGAACUGGAGGCAGAGAUCUCAGAGUUGCACAAGGAGAAAGAGCGCUUGGAGUUUGUCCUGGUGGCCCACCAGCCCGGCUGUAAGAUCCCCUACCAGGAGCAGCAGGCUCAGCUCCCCCCGGCCCCAUCCCAGCUCCCUCCCCAGGCUCUACAGCCAGUCUCCAUCCUGGGCUUGACUGUGAAGGAGGACACUUUCUACCUGCCUCCAGCCUACUCCUCGCACCCUUCCUCCUCGCAGCCUCAGCAGCAAGUUCAGCCGCAGCCUCAGCAGCAAGUUCAGCCGCAGCUCCAGCAGCCUGGGAUGAUGCAGGAGGUAGCCUUUUCUAGUUCUUUCUAUGGCUCGAGCGAGCCGGCGCCGGGCGGGCCGUGCCUGGUGGACGGUGACGGUGGUGGUGUUAACCGUGGUGGUGCGUCCGCCGGCAGCUACAACCACUCAUACACAUCCUCAUUUGUGUUCACCUACCCAGAGGGAGCCUGCGGGGUCAGCGCUAACCAGAGGAACAGCAGCAGCGAGCAGUCAUCCGAUUCUCUGAACUCGCCUUCGCUGCUGGCGCUCUGACUGACCGACACAGACAUGCACACACCAGACACACAAACCUACACCAGAGGUUGAGGCAGAACAUUUGACAAACACCUUCUUGUCCGUCAGAAUGCAAAAAUGUCUCUCACAGAACAUUGAAUUGGCCUAUGCAUACAUGUUGAGACACACAGACAAAACUUGAAAUCAGACCAGUGUCAACCAUUUUGAAUUUAGAGCAUCCAUAUUGACUUGUGGUUCUUAUGAAGUCCCAACUAUAUAUUUCCCGAAUACAAACACCAGACACACAAACCUACACCAGAGGUUGAGGCAGAACAUUUGACAAACACCUUCUUGUCCGUCAGAAUGCAAAAAUGUCUCUCACAGAACAUUGAAUUGGCCUAUGCAUACAUGUUGAGACACACAGACAAAACUUGAAAUCAGACCAGUGUCAACCAUUUUGAAUUUAGAGCAUCCAUAUUGACUUGUGGUUCUUAUGAAGUCCCAACUAUAUAUUGCCCGAAUACAAAUUUUAAGUGAAUUCAAAUUGAGUCACAAAGCCUGGGCUCUGAACGGUCAGUCGAUUGAUAAAAAAAUCCUCUGACUGAAUACCCAGAUUCAUUCACAAUGAAUAUUUUAACGUCUUUUAAUGUAUGUGUACAGUACAUAUAGUAAAUGGUCACGCUCACCCCGUUAUCUCACAAGCAGAUUUAUCCUCCCCUCGUUCCCCCUGUUGGUCAUCCCUCCCUCACUGCCCCUGCUCUCAUCUUUCCCAUCCUUCUCUUCAUGCUGAAUGUGAUUGUGCAAGCUGAAUAAGAGAAGAAGAAAGUCUUGGUUUGGGGUCUUUUUGGGGGGUCUGUUGCUCACCCCUCCCUCCUCAUCCCCUCGGCUCCUCCCGCUUCUUCAUUGGCUGGGACUUGGAAAGUAGAGCCUGCUCUGUGCAGACCGGGCUAUCUCGCUCGAGUCUCUCUCUUUUUCCUGACUUCUCGUGCCAACUCCUCGUCCAUCUCCCCAUAUCUGUUUCUCUCCUCUUUUUUUUAUGUGUCCCUCUCUCUGAAGUCUUCGACCCCUGAGAGCCCGAGGACACCCACCAGCCCCUGGGACCUUGACUGAGUGCCAGCCCACCUCACACGCCCCCUCGUCCCGUCCCGUCCCCCCCCCCCCCUACAAACGGACGCACCCCCCUACAGAGGAGCCUUGAAGUGUUUCACUGAAAGCAGAUCUUUAAAACAAAACCAAGAAGGAACGUCCAUUACGCACACAUGCACCUACAAAUGUUAGGAGAAAAUGUUAAACGAAACUAAAAACCACAAAUUCAGGGCAGAUGCCACUCUGUUCUUUCUCUUCCUGAGCCAUUGAUGUUAAAAAGUUGGUGGUGAGAGGGAACCUGUAAUGUGAUGGUGAGUUGAGAAUGGAACCAGUGAGGGAGGGAGUAAAGAGGCUAUGCUGAGGCAAAGAGACCCAGUGAGAGUGUCUAACUCUCAGGCAGAGAGUGUGGAGAAUUCCCUUUUGGGGCCUGACCAUGGAGCUCUGAACAUUAUACCAAGCAAAAAAAGAAAUCCUGCUCUUGCCAACUGUGUGGAUGGGACACCUCUUACUCUUAGCCUGUGUGAUACCGAUCUCCCAACCGCCAAGCCUCAUUGCCCCAGGACCACCCCCAUAAUCACAACAUCGCUUGUAAGUCUAUCAAUGUCCAGUUACAGCUUGAACAAUGUUAUAAACACUUCUGUUAUCACAAAGUAUUUUCCGUUGUUGUUUGGUUAUAUGUACAGUGUAAGUGUUACCUUUGACAGCUAAAACAAAAAACCUUGUUGGAUUGAAGAAAAAAAAAACUUAAAAGAGGUGAAUAUUGGUUUGACCAAGAGCCUUUUUCUUUCAGACUGACAGAUCGGUCUGUUAGCUCUGUAGAUCAUAAGAUGUGAACCUAGGUGUUAAUCUGAAACAGAGAAACAUGUUAGGGAUGUUCAUACUGCCUCUAAGCGUUGGGUCAGGUGGUCUCUUGUGCUCUCCCUAGUAUCCUCCCCUUAGAGGACUAGAGGUCUGGGGGGCACGUUUAUUGUGAGUGUGUCCACUCAAAGUCACCUGGCCCAUUUCUUUCUUUCUUUAUAGAGGUUAAUAUAAUGAAAGUGAGCACAAUAAAAAUUAUUUGGAAGACAAGAUACAAUAUGAGAUUAUGUAUUAAGGAUGUGUGUUCUCCAUUUGCCUGUGAAUUUGUUUGAAAAUUUGUUUUUCAGAGUGUAAUUUGUAAUAUUGUUUUGGUUACUGCUUUGUCCUCAACUCUUACCCGUACUGUUGUUGCCAAACAAAUGUUCAUUCAUUUGUAUUUUUUAUAUAGGGAAUAGCUCCCUGUAACUGUUACUAUUGUUAUUGCAGUGUAACUAAAAUUGUAUUAUUUUAUGUUUUAUCUUCUGGUUUGGCAACUUCAGAAGCAUGUUGUGCACUAUGAAAAAUACUUAUGUGUCAAAAUACAUAAAAGCCUAUAUGCAUAUAUACAUUAUAUAAAGAAAGCGUAUGUAUAGGCUACGUGUAUGUACCAUGAUUGUAAAGUAUGAAUGUUUGCAAAAUAUAAAUGGGAUAUUUUUGACAAUGAAGAAUACGAGGUGAGCUUGUUGACAUUUUAAAAUUGAUAUUUUUCUAAAAGAACCAUUAACUAUAAUAAAAUACUCCGGCUUUCCCCAAACAUGAAGCGCAAUCUCAUCGCCUGUGCUCAUGUGUAUUUAUAUGUUUUAUAUAUAAAGCACAUUAUCCAGGAAUAUAUCCAACACAUUCUUUGUAAUGCCGGACGUUUGUAUGAUGAAAUCAAUGACGUGGUGCUGUUGCCUUUGCUUUUUACAAUGGCCUGUUUUUUGUUUUCUUUCCUGUGAGGUCUGUCCCAGAGUCAUUUCCUCCAAUGAUUUCGUAAAUACUCAUCAGAGCCAACGUGAGGAAUGUGGUAUGAUGUGAUAAAUGGACAUUAAAGUAUCAAGGAUUCGAAAUGCAUAAAUUCAAUGUUAAUUUGAGAUUUGUUUUAUUUCGGAGUGUGCAUUUUCACUCAUCAAAGUGCUGUUUGACAAGAACAGGAGGUGUAUGCUAUAGAUUAAAACAAGAUUUUGAAUAAAACACUCUUAACAUUAAGAAUAUACAUGUAUAUAUUUGUAUAAAUGUAUAAGAUUUGGAUAAUGAAUUAAAGUUGUAUGCACACA
Messenger RNA from Osmerus eperlanus (European smelt), 4663 nucleotides. RefSeq names its product FBJ murine osteosarcoma viral oncogene homolog B (gene fosb). Gene Ontology annotation, cellular component: nucleus. Gene Ontology annotation, molecular function: RNA polymerase II cis-regulatory region sequence-specific DNA binding; DNA-binding transcription factor activity, RNA polymerase II-specific. The coding region runs from base 192 to 1523 and encodes 443 amino acids. The record is from RefSeq and is a predicted model, not a curated record. Gene Ontology annotation, biological process: regulation of transcription by RNA polymerase II. NCBI's taxonomy places the organism in Eukaryota, Metazoa, Chordata, Actinopteri, Osmeriformes, Osmeridae. The transcript is spliced from 5 exons.